Molecule: messenger RNA, 926 nt
Organism: Colletotrichum navitas
Lineage: Eukaryota; Fungi; Ascomycota; Sordariomycetes; Glomerellales; Glomerellaceae
Exons: 1
Coding region: 116-715 (199 amino acids)
Source: RefSeq, a predicted model, not a curated record
CGUCAACUGAUUCGUUGACUAGGCUUGGACGAAACAUGGCCGAAUGUGACGUGAGGCAAGUUGGUAGUUGACUCGGCAGGGCAAGUCGGUCGUCUUGAGAAAACCCGGUGAUGUGAUGGAGGGCAUGAGGCUAGAUGAUGGUUGUGUGGCGCGGAAGGGUGUGUGUAUGGGUUUGUUUGCACACACGCGUGUGCGCUCUUCCUCGCCCAGCCCAUCCAUCGCUCGCCUCCACCAGCAACCUGGAGAUUUCAAGGGAAAGUACGCAUUACCUCACACUUUCCCCUUACAUUUGCGAUCAAAGCUAAGUAGGCAGUAUUCUUCAACUUGCCUCUCACCUUUGUUUUACCUGAUCCGAUCCACCGACAGCCCGUUCCUUCUUUGCCAUUCUCUCCAGUCUUCCGCAGCCUGCUAUGAACCCCGUCGAUUACGUCUUCCAUUCCCGCCUCUACCUUCUCCCAUCAACAGCACUUCAUCUCAUCACGAGCUGGCUGUCUACAUCUUCGUCAGCCACCUCGCUUACUUCUUGCUGGCCCUCAAGUUCCUGGCCGCUUCGCCUUCUCUCAACGCCAAAUUCCGUCCGCGUCAGUUGCCAACUAUUCCAUCCACAUCUACCGACCUACCUAUGCCGGCAUCUCAAAAGACGCAUUCGAUCACGUCCUCCCGAGAUGUACCGGUAGACGUAUGGGACAAGGGUGUCCUCAACCUCGCAGCUUAACUUGAAUUUCCGGCAUCUGGUUGCCAGCCCAGUGUCUAGAUCUUGCCCUGCCUCGGCCACUUCUCCCGUACGCAAUGGAACGUGAGGGCCACAUACGCCGUUCGUCGGCAUAGUCCUCGGAACAGAACAACCCCGGAGUGUCCCAACUGUCGUCGGUGAGCUAAGCCAUCUUUGACGAAUGCUUGUCAGCUAAAUGCCCGCUUCACGUUGC